UUUCGCUCAGUCACAAGACCAAACUAUAGGGAGUCUUUGAAAUUACGGGACACGCACUUUUGUCAUAUAAAAUAAAAUUGUGCGAAUAUAAUUCAUUAUUUAUAUGAAAAUAAUUUUACGAAAGAAUGUGACAACGAAGUGAUAAAAAUGAAAGCGUCUUCAUACACGGUGUGUUUACGUUCAUUACAGAGAAGCGUCCAAAAUAGAUUCUUUUCUUAGACAUCUGAUUUGACCCCGAUACAAUAAAGAAGUUUGGUGUUGACUUCGGCAGUGAACGUAGCUGUUGUAUGAAAAAUCGUAGUUAUGAAUGAAGGGAAGAAUGAAGAAAAUAUAACCCUUACAAUUCCUAUUAUAAAAGCUGAAUCCGAAACCCAAACAAGUGGUCAAUUGGUACCAAAGAUUCCCAGUACUAGUAAUUUUACAGAAACAGAAAUGGAGAGUGAACAAAAACAAAAUAUGUCUAUUAGAAAACGAAGAAAUUUAUCAAAAAAUCGAACCCAAGCUGCAAGGCAAAGGGAAAAAACGCCAGAGCCUGGAAGAACCCCAAUUCAUGAAGAUACAACUACCUCGGAUGAUGAAGAUAAUCUACCACAACGCAAUUCUAGAGAAAUAGAAGCUGAUAGUACCUAUGAAGAAAUGAAACGACUAGUUCAACAAAAAGCAAGUGUUAAAGAUCCUGUUUAUGAUUUAGAUACAGACGAAGUUCUUGAAGCAAGGGCUUUGGCUGCUAAUGAAAGAAGACGUAGGAGUAUCUCGCCUUUUGCUUUACCAGAUAAAAUUGAGGAAGAAAGCAAAUUAGAACGCAAGGGUAGUUUCAUUGAUCCAACUAAUAAAUUACUAAGUACUAAUUAUACUAUAAAUCUUAAAGAUGAAGACAAACAUCGUCGAAAUUCUCUAUCUAUGGAAACUCCACAAGAAAACAGAUCUUCAAUGUCUCCUCCUACGCCUAAAAAUACAUCAUCUAAAGAUAAUGAAUUUACAUACCCCGCAACUCCUAAAAAGUUAGAGGAGAUAGUUUAUCCAGACGAAAAGAAGCAAGAUGAUAAACAUAAAAAACUAAAAACACCAGUAAAAAAUGAAGAAGUGUUUACAUUUGAUGAUAAAGAUAUCAAGGCAAGCAUGAAGGCAUCCACUCCAAAAGCACCGGAAACCCCUGUAGUUCCUGGUGAGCUGGUAACAAAAGUUAUACAGGUAGAAAGAACCCCCAGUAAGAAGUUAACAGCCGACAAGAAACCUGUGGUCGAAGUAAGAGAGAGGGUUGUUAGAACUCCAAGUAGAAAAAUGUCAAGUGAUGUCAAACCUAUAAUUGUAAGACAACCCGUUUCUAAACCAAAGGAAGAUCAACAAACUAAAGUGCCUCCCGUGAAACCGGCGCGGAGUAAAUCUGCCACGAGAUUUGGGAGUAAAACUAGUGAGAGUGAGAUGAGUGAAGAUCAAGCGAAGCAACAAAAAUCUAAUACACUGGAAUCAAGACGUAAAGUUGUACCAACACCACGCCGUUUUAUGAAAAAUAGAUCGCCAAGAGCUAAAAGAUCUCAAUCAGCUAACAGAGUUGAACCUAUCCAAGUGGUAGACAGAUCCGGUAUGGGUAUGAGUCAAACUAGUAGAGAGAUUAUAGAAUUAAUGCAGAUAGCUCGAGCUCGGAGUUUGUCUAUUCCGAAAGAUGAUCCAAGACUUCCAUCUGAAUAUAAAGAUUAUAAUAAAAAUUUGCGAACUCCCACAAAAACCCCGUCUACGCCAAGACAUUCAAGAGGUAUUUCAUGUCCCAAAACUAUUCAAAUAAUUAGUGACAAAGAAAUAUUGUCUGGCCUGACGACGAAUCAGAGAAUAGAUAUAGAACAUGAAAAGCGUAGUAGACAAAGCUCAGGCUAUAUAGAUGCCAGCCAAUCUGAAUAUACUUCUAGUUGUUAUUCUACAUCUCCUAGUGAAAAUGAGUAUGAUUUUGACUUAUCAGAAAGAACUGCCGAGUUAACUCAUAAACUAAAUAUUUUAAGUCAAAAUUCCGAUGAUCGCAAGACUUUGAGUAAUAUACUAUUAGCUAACGAUAACUUUGAUCAGCCAAAAGCAGAAAAUCAAAUUAUACAAAAACCUACUCUGAGAAAAAGAUCAUUAAUAGAUAGUCAAGUAGACGAUAACGAAAAAAUAAAGGCGGAACCUCAAUUAGCACAAAAACAUACACUAAGAAAAAGAUCUCUGAUAGAUAACAAGAAAGAAACGAGCCCUGCAGAAGUAGAUAAUAGCAUUAAACCAAUAACUGAAGACAACAAAAAACAGGUAAAAUCAAAAUGGAAAAUCAUACAAAAUUGGCAGCAGUUUAAACAAGAACAUUCAGCAGAAUGUAAAAAGAUAAGGUUAUUACGAAACAGAUGUAUUUCAGAUUUAAUUCUGUUAAUAAUUAUGUGUGGUUUGGGCGGUAUGAUGUUUAGAGCUUUAGAGGGAUCUUUUGAGAAUGCAUACAAAUGUGGAACUAGAGGUGUUAAGCGCGAUUUUAUAGAAAGUUUGUGGAGAGGUAGUCACUACAUGAGAGAAGAAGAUUGGAAAUCGAUGGCAAGGAAGAAACUAUACGAAUUCGAAAAUCAAUUGCAUACCGCGCAUGAAGCUGGAGUUACGUCGUACAGUGGGCAGAAGUCAUGGAACUUUAUGAACUCAUUUGUUUAUUGCUUGACUUUAAUUACAACCAUUGGUUAUGGUCACAUAGCUCCAAAGACGAGGUAUGGGCAAGCUGCUACCAUAGUAUACGCAAUUAUCGGUAUCCCAUUGUUCCUGAUAAUUCUAGCUGACUUCGGUAAACUCUUCACACGGAUCAUAAAGUUCUUCUGGGCCUUUAUAAGACGAUUCUAUUACACUAGAAGCUGCAGGAAAGUUAGAAGAACAGCGCCUAUGCAGGAGGUCAUGAAAGGUCUGAACAUCGUCUAUGAAGUAGUAAGACGACCUUCGCAGAUCUUUAACGAAGAUGAAAUACAUAGUCAUCCAAAUGGUGAGAAUGGAGAUGACGCCGAUAAAAAGGACGAGCAACCUCCUGCAAUAGAAGCAAAGCCAAGUGAUGUACCACCACCUCUUCCUCCCAAACCUGGUACUGUUCCAGAUGUUGAUGUCGAGACUGAUCUUGGUACACCAGCGCCAUCUGUCUUUGAAAUCGAUGAUGAAUUCAAUCUGCCAGUGUCUGUGGCUGUCUUCAUUCUUAUAGUAUACAUUUUUAUUGGCGCAGUUUGCUACAGUAUGUGGGAGACUUGGGACUUCUUCAAGUCAUUCUACUUUGUUUUUAUUUCUAUGUCAACAAUAGGUCUAGGAGAUGUAGUGCCCGACCACCCCAUGUUUAUGAUGUCCUCUAUACUGUAUUUGAUCUUCGGUUUAGCAUUCACUUCUAUGUGUAUUAAUGUUGUACAAGUUAAAUUGACUGAUACGUUUAAACAUGCAAGUGCAAAGCUUGGUGCUACUAUAGGUUUGCAGGUUUCUGAUGAAGAUGGAAGUCUUGUAGCUACCACUCCCGUUCCAGUAGAAAUUGUACCAGUACAUAAACCAAGAAAUGAAUUACAAUCACAAGAAAGCAAAAGUAAAGAAGAAAAUGACCAAAAAAAUAGAUAAAAUAA
Messenger RNA from Achroia grisella, 3590 nucleotides. RefSeq lists its product as uncharacterized. The coding region runs from base 304 to 3585 and encodes 1093 amino acids. Gene Ontology annotation, biological process: stabilization of membrane potential; potassium ion transmembrane transport. Lineage: Eukaryota; Metazoa; Arthropoda; Insecta; Lepidoptera; Pyralidae. The record is from RefSeq and is a predicted model, not a curated record. Gene Ontology annotation, molecular function: potassium ion leak channel activity. Gene Ontology annotation, cellular component: membrane. The transcript has 5 exons.